AUGUCGGUGUGGGACGCAUUCUCGGGCAGGAAGUCGUCGAGGCAGCAGACGGAAGCCUCGAGCCACGCUCAAUCGGCUCCUUCAUCACCAGCUGCGCCUACAUCGUUUACACCUACACACUUCGAUCCCACAGUCGCAACAGACGCAUCGUCAUUCCUCGGCAGCGCCUCCUUACCCGAUGCCUCCAAGUUACAUCCUCUUGCUGGGCUGAACCAGCAAACGCUGGACUACCUUUCUCUCGAUGAUGCGGCACUAUCAGACUUGCCUGGCGGGAGGUCAAUAUUACCUUCGCGCGGCUGGUCCGACGAUCUAUGUUAUGGCACUGGGACUGUCUACCUCGCAGCACUCAUGACUGGAGGAGCAUGGGGCCUGAUUGAAGGACUGAAUCGGACGCCAGCCUCCGCGCCUCCGAAGCUCCGCUUGAACAGCGUCUUAAACAGCGUUACCCGAAGAGGCCCAUUCCUUGGUAACUCCGCCGGCGUGGUAGCCAUGGUAUACAACGGUGUCAAUUCAACCAUCGGGUACUAUCGAGGCAAACAUGAUACCACCAACAGCAUUGCUGCCGGCGCAUUCAGCGGAGCCAUUUUCAAGAGCACAAGAGGCGUGAAGCCCAUGGUAAUAUCGAGUUGUAUCGUCGCAUCAAUUGCAGGCGCAUGGGCCGUGACCCGCAAGGUGGUCUUCGAAGCUGGCGAACCGGCUGAAGCCAGAGAAACCAUCAUCGCGCCCUCCGGUGCAGCCCUAUGA
Molecule: messenger RNA, 744 nt
Organism: Cladophialophora yegresii CBS 114405
Lineage: Eukaryota; Fungi; Ascomycota; Eurotiomycetes; Chaetothyriales; Herpotrichiellaceae
Exons: 2
Coding region: 1-744 (247 amino acids)
Biological process (GO): protein import into mitochondrial matrix
Cellular component (GO): TIM23 mitochondrial import inner membrane translocase complex; mitochondrial inner membrane
Molecular function (GO): transmembrane protein transporter activity
Source: RefSeq, a predicted model, not a curated record